Aspergillus welwitschiae is the source of this 2997-nucleotide messenger RNA. RefSeq names its product nitrilase. Lineage: Eukaryota; Fungi; Ascomycota; Eurotiomycetes; Eurotiales; Aspergillaceae. The transcript has 7 exons. The record is from RefSeq and is a predicted model, not a curated record. Gene Ontology annotation, biological process: DNA-templated transcription. Gene Ontology annotation, molecular function: zinc ion binding; catalytic activity; DNA binding. The coding region runs from base 1 to 2997 and encodes 998 amino acids.
AUGCCGCAGAAGCUCACGGUCGCGGUGGCGCAAGCCAGCACCCAGUCCACCCUAGCAGCCACCUUGGCGGCUCUGGAGCGAGUGACUCGCCAUGCUGCGGCCCGCGGGGUGCACUUGAUUCUCUUUCCCGAGGCAUAUCUUGGGGGCUAUCCCAGAACCUGUGACUUUGGCACAGCUGUAGGUGCCCGUGGCGCUCAUGGGCGCGACCAAUUCCUCGAAUACUUCCAUGCGGCGGUCGACUUGGGUGACACCCCCACGGGAGCUGGGGACGACUGGGUGAACCGUAGAUUGCCUCUUCCGCGAGGCAAGGAAUACCGCGGGGAUGGCACCCGAGAGGCGCUGGAGAAAAUCUCCCGCGAAACUGGUGUGUUCAUCGUGUGUGGCGUCAUUGAGCGCGCCGGGGGUAGCCUGUAUUGUUCCGCUAUCUAUGUCGAUCCGCGCGAUGGCGCCUUGGGCAAGCGGCGGAAGGUCAUGCCGACGGCCUCGGAGCGUCUGAUCUGGGCUCAAGGAUCCCCUUCCACCCUCAAGGCUGUCACCACUGAACUUAAUGGGGUUCGGCUGACCAUCGGGGCCGCAAUCUGCUGGGAGAAUUACAUGCCGAUGCUUCGACAGAGCCUGUACUCUCAGAAUGUCAACCUCUAUCUAGCCCCGACGGCCGAUGCCCGCGAUACCUGGCUGCCGUUGAUGCGCACAGUGGCCGGAGAAGGCCGUACGUUCGUUUUAUCCGCCAACCAAUGUGUGCGACGCCGGGAACUGCCUGGACGGAUCACGGCCAACUCCCAGGACAAACACAAUGGUGAUGACUAUGUGUGUCGGGGCGGCUCCUGCAUUGUCGGUCCCCUGGGAGAAGUCCUCAGUGACCCCAUCUGGGAAGUGAGCACAGAUGAUGUGACUGACGCCAGUGAUCCAAAUGAUCCAGCAAUGGCAGCCGCACUGUCUAUCACGGAGAUUGAUAUGGAGGAUUGUGAGCGCGGCCGGUUAGAUCUGGACGUGGCGGGGAGUUACUCACGCAAUGACUCCUUCAAGCUGACAGUAGAUGGGCUGGACCUGAACCCUCCGCCACUAUAUGCCCGUGCUCUGGAGGAGCGGAUCAUCGAACUAGAGUCCCAACAACAUGGUUCCACUGAUCCUACUCUCGAGCCGGGCCCAACUCCAGGCCUGAGGAAGACAGACGUGCAUCCGACAGAGUCACUCGAACCGCCGCAAGGACGAAUAACCCGAGCCCAGACUGAAGAAGCAACAUUCCCAGCAAUUCGUCUCUCAUCCCAUGGCCCGGGUGAUGGCGAAGGCACCCAAGCUGGGAGUACCCCUUCUAUUACCAUACUUCCCCCCCUUCACACGCCACAAUCGGGGUCACUGGAAGGGACCAACUAUGAGACGGAGAUCUCGUCACAGACCCAGGAUGAGCUGAUCCAAAUCUUCCUAAAGCGCGUGAACCCGCGCUAUCCCUUUCUCCACGAAGAAACCUUCAUCGCCUGGUACGAUGCAUGGAAAGCGUCCAGGAACUUGGGCGUGCCUCUGCCGCCGGAAGAGCAGUGGAAAGCAUUCUUCAUCAAGAUGGCACUUGCCGUUAGCCUUUUGAUCGCACCUCGAGUAUCAACCCGAGAUAUGAAAGUUUCUCAGGCUCUAUAUUCCUCCGCUGCAUCAUCUCUAGAUGCUGUAUUCGCUUGUCUUGACCCUGUAUUGCAUGCGCAAGCCUACUUACUGUGCACGCUGCAUGCACUUCACUCGCCUUCUUCGCAAACGGUUUUGACAAUGAUUUCUGCAGCCGUGCGUUGCUGCGUGAUUGCACAGUUGCAUUUAUCAGCAGUAGAACACCAACCGCAAGAACUGCUCUGUGAGAGGCAGAUCCGGCGCCGUGUGUUCUGGUCUGCUUACGCGAUUGAUCGCCUGGUCAGUUGGGUUUAUCAUGUCCCGUGCAGUCUCGUGGACGAAGACAUCCAAGUUGAGCCUUUUGCGAACAUGAACGACGAUGAGAUAAAAGAAUGGCAAGCCCGGGCUGAUCGGCCGGAUCUGGACGAGUCCACCCCGCGCAGGACCCAAGUGUCGUCCGCUCUUCACCUGAUUCGCGGGAGGAGAAUUCAAUCCCGCAUCUUGAGCAUCAUGAUGCGGGCGGAUUACGAUCAGCGAUUUGCUGGAUCUCAUCAAUGGCGUCUUCAUAUGCUUGAGGUGCUCAAUGACUGGAAAGCGCAGCUGGAACCCCAUAGCGACCCUCUCUCUAAGGGCUACACCAGCGAAGGAUGGGUAGGCAUGCUGUACAACUAUACAGUGCUACUCCUUUACCGGCCUACGAAAGCGAACAUGAGUGGCUUGGUCAUGGAGCAUUGCAUUAGAGCUUGUACCGACAUUGCACUGACAUUCUGGAAGUAUCUCAAGAGCCGUCAGACGGCUCAACUAUGGCCGGGUCUGCUUAGUCAGUUUGGUAUAGGGAUUACGCUGUUAUACUGCCUAUGGGUGGUGCCACCAUCGCAUCGAUCCGUCGAAAUUCAGUCACCAAAGAUUGGCACUGCCAUUCGGACGUGCUCCGUGAUCUUGGCAGUCCUGUCCGAGCGGUGGACUGAAGCCGAACCAUUGCGGGAUAUCUUUGAUCUCUUGGCGGACAGCAUCCCGGUCUAUUGGUCUCCUGAUAAUGGCGAAGCAAGCCACAUCUCGGUGUCCUCGGCAGACACGAUUCAGGGGUACUUGCCCCGGGUGACGGCCAUCGUCAUCAACAAAGACAUUAUGCGCAUGCUUAUUGAGAUGACUACGGAGGAUUAUCCGUGGGCCGCAGGUCGGCCGGUGAAUGGGGGUAACUGGUCGUCUAGUGAUGUGCACAAUGCCCAUGAAUGUCCUCUGUGCUGGGGGACCCGAGCAGACCCAGCAAAGUUGCCUUCGGUCGGCUUUGAUGCAGGAAUCCUGUGGCCAGGCUUCGAUCAUCGCACGGACGAUGACUCCUUUGCGGUGUUUGCUGAGGAAUCACCCCUCUUUCCGGGGCUUCUGGGCUCGAUAGAGUUUUGA